Messenger RNA from Globicephala melas (long-finned pilot whale), 1696 nucleotides. RefSeq names its product C1q and TNF related 1 (gene C1QTNF1). The record is from RefSeq and is a predicted model, not a curated record. Gene Ontology annotation, molecular function: protein binding. NCBI's taxonomy places the organism in Eukaryota, Metazoa, Chordata, Mammalia, Artiodactyla, Delphinidae.
UCCGCGGCCGCUCACAUCUGGCCCGGGUUUGCUCUUUACGCGUCUGUCCCGCUUGCUUCGGUCCUUCCUCUACUUUCGAGAAACCGCGUUUCCGCUUCUGGCCAAAGAGACCUUGUAGCCGAGGAGAUCCAGGUGCCGGGGAGCGGCCGGCUGUCCUGCACCCCAACAACUUUCUGAGCCCUCUUCCCGGAGGACUUUUUCCUUCCUGCCUGCUCUCUCCUUCGACAAGUCUGGUCUUCCCCCAACCUGGCUGGGAGGGGGCUCCGCCGCUGGGAGAUGCUCUAAGAGAGGCCGCGGGGAGGACGCGGGCGCCCCGCUCGCUCCCGGACGCUGGUGGCUGGAGCAGGGCUCAGCGGGAAGAUGGGCCCCCGUGGGCUGGGACUCGCGCUGGCGUGCUGCCUGCUGCUGGCCUUUGCCUGUGGCCCGGUGCUGGGCCGCGUGCCCCGUGGGCAGCUUGAACAGCAGCAGCAGCAGGGGACCAGGGAGCCACCGCUGGACCACGCUGAGAGGGAUGAAGAAAAGCAUGAAAAAUACAGCUCCAGGCAGGAAGAGGAGCCCCCCGCAUCCCGGUGCUUUCGCUGCUGUGACCCUGGUACUCCCAUGUACCAGGCCAUCCCGGUGCCACAGAUCAACAUCACCAUCCUGAAAGGUGAGAAGGGCGACCGAGGAGAUCGGGGCGUGCAAGGCAAAUAUGGCAAAACAGGCUCCGUGGGCGCCAGGGGCCACGCGGGACCCAAAGGGCAGAAAGGGUCCAUGGGGGCCCCUGGCGACCGGUGCAAGAACCACUACGCUGCCUUUUCGGUGGGCCGGAAGAAGCCCCUGCACAGCAACGACUACUACCAGACGGUGAUUUUUGACACGGAGUUCGUGAACCUCUAUGGCCACUUCAACAUGUUCACGGGAAAAUUCUACUGCUAUGUGCCCGGCAUCUACUUCUUCAGCCUCAAUGUGCACACCUGGAACCAGAAGGAGACAUACCUGCACAUCAUGAAGAACGGGGAGGAGGUGGUGAUCCUGUACGCCCAGGUGAGCGACCGCAGCAUCAUGCAGAGCCAGAGCCUGAUGCUGGAGCUUCAGGACCAAGACGAGGUGUGGGUGCGCCUCUUCAAGGGCGAGCGCGAGAACGCCAUCUUCAGCGAUGAGUUUGACACCUACAUCACCUUCAGUGGCUACCUGGUCAAGCCCGCCACCGAGCCCUAGCCGCCCGCUAGGGCUAACCUCCAUCGCCACAGGCUAACCUCCCGUUGUCCCCGUGCCCCGCCCUGCUCCGCCAGACCCCCACCCCACCCGGGUUUCCCCGGCCCACACGUCCCCAGCUUUGGCAUUCGACAUGACGCCCCUCGCGGGAGUGGGAAGCAACGUCGGCUGUGUGGUCCCAGGCCCUGCCGUGUCCGCACAUGAAAUCACCAGGCGGGUGCCCACGAGAGCUCCCCUCUGUGUGCACGUCCUUGAGUGACCCCUGCACGCGUGCCACGACGCGCCAGGGUGUCCCAGAGUAAGCCACCCUUGCUCCCAUUGCUGGGAAUAAUUAAGCCAAUUCUAAAGGUUGUGAAAGGAGCAAAGUAAACCAUGGAAAAGAAAGGGAGGCAUUAUUAUUUUUGCCUUUCUGCCAGCCUCGCUGGCUCCAGGCAGGAGGGCUGUCUCCCCUCGAGGCUGCCGGAGACUUCCUGUAAGAGAAGAUCUAAAGUAGAUGCCA